Messenger RNA from Mycotypha africana, 1527 nucleotides. RefSeq names its product organic solute transporter Ostalpha-domain-containing protein. The transcript is spliced from 5 exons. Gene Ontology annotation, biological process: transport. The record is from RefSeq and is a predicted model, not a curated record. The coding region runs from base 1 to 1527 and encodes 508 amino acids. NCBI's taxonomy places the organism in Eukaryota, Fungi, Mucoromycota, Mucoromycetes, Mucorales, Mycotyphaceae. Gene Ontology annotation, molecular function: transporter activity.
AUGAGCGAGCACACAUGUCCUACAGCAGGUGGUUUGAGCUCAGAUGGUGGUUUUAAUCCGGACCUUGAUUGGUCUUAUGUCAAAUCCGAUCCAACAGACAACUGGCAUGUCAUAGGCUGGCUUGUAUGUUUAGUUCUUCUUGCUAUCAUAUGGAUCGUAUCACUUAUCACUAUCAAUAAACAUUUGAAGAACUAUUAUGUUUGUGAGGCCGAUAAACAAAAACAUAAGCUUCGAGUCCUCCUGUUUCCACCAGUCUACGCAACAUUAGCUUGGUUUUCGUACCUAAGAUUUGAUUAUUCAACAACUAUCAUGUUCUUCGCUACUCUAUUUGAAGCGUUUGCUGUAUUCAAUCUGUUCACAUGUCUGCAGGCUUAUCUGAAGCCUUACCGAAUUGAAGCGGGCAAUAUGAAAGAAGCAAUUGACACGAAAAUUAUGUUCAUUUUUAAAUAUCAUCUCAAAUCGAAAUGGGGCAUGCAUUACCGUAUCAUCACAGAUAUUCUCGUCUUCCAAUACCCUAUUUGGUCUUUGAUUGAUUCUUUCACAUCCAUUUUUACGUCCCUUAAGGGUGUUUACUGUGAAAGUGCCUAUAGUUUUAAAGGUGCUUAUGUCUAUUUGACGAUCAUUAAUUUCAUUUCGCUUUCCACCAUCCUUACCGCAUUGUUUGUUUAUUUGGAUGUUUAUCACAAUGAAUGGAAACGAGGACAUAUUCCCGCUCACGGUAUGUUCUGGUGUGUCAAGGGUCCUAUCAUGGCUAUUUUCUAUCUCGGCGAAAUCCUUUUAACAGCUUUGACUACUGGCGGUGUCAUUAAGGGGUCACCUGGUAAAGAUGGAAGCGUAGCAUGGCCAGCUGAAGCCGUUGAAAAUGGUCUGAAAGUCAUCAUCAUCUGCGUCAUUAUGACUAUUGUUUCCUUCAUGAUGCUUCGUUAUUUCGGACCAAGGGACAAUAUUGCAAAUGCUCACAAUACUGGUGAGCUGAAGAAGUUAAGCCGGUGGCACGCUUUUGUAGAGGCUUACAUUGCUUACAUCCCUGAAUUUACAUACAUGGCUUUAUGUUGCGGUGUUGAUUCUUUGAAGCUUGCUAAAAAGCGUAGAGAUUUAAAAAAGAGAAAGAAAAUGGGAUUGACCAAUACUUCUUCAUUUAUAAGAGAUGCCAACAGUCUCGCUAACAACAAUGAUUUGGAUGGAGCAGCACUUAAUAAGACAGCAACAGAAACGCAACGUUUGAAUGAUACGACUUAUGAAAUGGAAGGUUUAAGGACAGGACAAGAAGCAUCAUUUGCAAACAUGACAAGAUAUAAUAAUUACAGCAACAGCAACUAUAUCCCUUUCACCACUACUAAUAUUAAUAGAACUACACCUAAUCUUGUCAACACGCCAGAUAAUCUAUACCAAUAUCAGCCGAAUGAUGCUUACCGACAGCCUUAUUCCACAGUGCAAGAUACAGCGAUGCAUCAGCAACAGUCAUCACCAUACCAAAGUACUAUGUGUUAUGAUGGAAGUGGAUACCAGCUCAACGGCUAUGGAUGA